Messenger RNA from Pipra filicauda (Wire-tailed manakin), 9642 nucleotides. It is a transcript of the gene IDE, whose product is annotated as insulin degrading enzyme. The coding region runs from base 191 to 3127 and encodes 978 amino acids. Gene Ontology annotation, molecular function: metal ion binding; metalloendopeptidase activity. Gene Ontology annotation, cellular component: mitochondrion; peroxisomal matrix; cytosol. The record is from RefSeq and is a predicted model, not a curated record. Lineage: Eukaryota; Metazoa; Chordata; Aves; Passeriformes; Pipridae. The transcript has 25 exons. Gene Ontology annotation, biological process: peptide catabolic process.
GCAGCUGCACCUCCCUUGACAAAGCAAGCUUGGUCAUCAGCCGUGCGGCUUUCCUUGCCCGGGGGCUUGCUUUAUUGUUCCCUUCCUUCUUGGAAAAAAAACCCAUGAAUUUUCAUGUUACUUGCCACGACUUCCUAAGCCUUAAUUGUGGAAGAGGAAAAAAAAGUUUCAGAAGGAGACAAACAACAAAAUGAACAAUCCAGCUAUUAAGAGAAUAACAAAUGAAAUUAUCAAAUCACCUGAGGAUAAACGAGAAUAUCGUGGACUGGAACUGGCAAAUGGCAUUAAAGCUCUUCUCAUUAGUGACCCCACCACAGAUAAGUCUUCAGCAGCACUUGAUGUCCACAUAGGAUCCUUGUCUGAUCCCCCCAACAUUGCUGGGCUUAGUCAUUUUUGUGAGCAUAUGUUGUUCCUGGGAACCAAGAAAUACCCAAAAGAGAACGAGUAUAGCCAAUUCCUAAGUGAGCAUGCUGGGAGCUCAAAUGCAUUCACGAGUGGUGAACAUACCAACUAUUACUUCGAUGUGUCACAUGAACAUCUAGAAGGUGCACUAGACAGAUUUGCCCAGUUUUUCUUGUGCCCUCUGUUUGAUGAAAGCUGCAAAGACAGGGAAGUGAAUGCUGUUGAUUCUGAGCAUGAGAAGAAUCUGAUGAAUGAUGCCUGGAGGUUGUUUCAACUGGAGAAGGCUACUGGAAACCCCAAUCAUCCCUUCAGUAAAUUUGGAACAGGGAACAAACUCACUCUGGAAACUAGACCAACCAAAGAAGGAAUAGAUGUCAGGCAAGAGCUAUUGAAGUUCCAUUCUACUUAUUAUUCGUCAAAUUUAAUGGCUAUUUGUGUCUUAGGAAGAGAAUCUCUGGAUGAGCUGACUUGCUUAGUGGUAAAGUUAUUUUCAGAAGUAGAGAAUAAAAAUGUCCCUAUACCAGAGUUUCCUGAACAUCCUUUCCAAGAAGAGCAUCUCCGGCAACUUUACAAGGUGGUACCCAUUAAGGAUAUUAGAAAUCUUUAUGUCACAUUUCCUAUACCAGACCUUCAGAAAUACUAUAAAUCAAACCCUGGCCAUUACCUUGGUCAUCUGAUUGGGCAUGAAGGCCCAGGGAGUCUUCUAUCAGAGCUUAAAGCCAAAGGAUGGGUAAAUACUCUUGUUGGAGGCCAGAAGGAAGGUGCUAGAGGUUUCAUGUUUUUCAUCAUUAAUGUGGACUUGACAGAGGAAGGACUUUUGCAUGUUGAAGAUAUUAUUUUGCACAUGUUUCAAUAUAUUCAAAAACUACGUACAGAAGGACCUCAAGAAUGGGUUUUCCAAGAGUGCAAGGAUCUAAAUGCUGUGGCAUUCAGAUUUAAAGAUAAAGAGCGACCACGAGGUUAUACAUCAAAGCUUGGAGGAAUGUUGCAUUACUAUCCAAUAGAAGAAGUAUUGGCUGCUGAGUAUUUGCUUGAAGAAUUCAGACCUGAUUUAAUAGAGAUGGUACUGGAUAAAUUGAGACCAGAAAAUGUUCGAGUUGCAAUAGUUUCCAAGUCUUUUGAAGGAAAAACUGAUCGAACAGAAGACUGGUAUGGAACACAGUACAAGCAAGAAGCGAUUUCUGAUGAAGUUAUUAAGAAAUGGCAAAAUGCUGACUUGAAUGGGAAAUUCAAGCUUCCGAUGAAGAACGAGUUCAUUCCUACAAACUUUGAGAUUUUACCAUUGGAAAAAGAUGCAACACAGUACCCUGCCCUUGUCAAGGACACUGCUAUGAGCAAACUAUGGUUCAAGCAAGAUGACAAAUUUUUUUUGCCGAAAGCUUGUCUCAACUUUGAAUUUUUCAGCCCAUUUGCUUACGUGGAUCCCUUGCAUUGUAACAUGGCCUAUUUGUACCUUGAACUACUCAAAGACUCCCUCAACGAGUAUGCAUAUGCAGCAGAACUAGCUGGCUUGAACUAUGAUCUCCAAAAUACCAUCUAUGGGAUGUAUCUCUCUGUAAAAGGUUAUAAUGACAAGCAACAUAUCUUGCUCAAGAAGAUCAUUGAGAAAAUGGCUACCUUUGAGAUUGAUGAAAAACGAUUUGAAAUCAUCAAGGAAGCGUACAUGAGAUCACUUAACAACUUCAGGGCUGAACAGCCUCACCAACAUGCAAUGUAUUAUCUCCGACUCCUGAUGACAGAAGUUGCUUGGACCAAAGAUGAAUUAAAAGAAGCUCUAGAUGAUGUCACCCUUCCCCGUCUCAAGGCCUUUAUAGCACAACUGUUGUCACGGUUACACAUUGAAGCUCUUCUCCAUGGCAAUAUAACAAAACAGGCUGCGUUAGGAAUUAUGCAGAUGGUUGAGGACACACUUAUUGAGCAUGCUCAUACAAAACCACUCCUUCCCAGUCAGCUAGUGAGAUACAGAGAAGUUCAACUUCCUGACAGAGGUUGGUUUGUAUAUCAACAGAGAAAUGAAGUUCAUAACAAUUGUGGCAUUGAGAUCUAUUACCAGACAGACAUGCAGAGCACUUCUGAGAAUAUGUUUUUGGAACUCUUUUGUCAAAUUAUCUCAGAGCCAUGCUUCAACACCCUGCGCACCAAGGAACAAUUAGGUUACAUUGUGUUUAGUGGUCCACGUCGGGCAAACGGCAUACAAGGACUGCGAUUUAUUAUCCAAUCUGAAAAGCCCCCCCACUAUUUAGAAAGCAGAGUUGAAGCGUUCUUAAAGACUAUGGAGAAAUGCAUAGAAGAUAUGACAGAAGAGGCCUUCCAAAAACAUAUCCAAGCUUUAGCAAUUCGUCGUCUAGACAAACCAAAGAAGCUGUCUGCAGAAUGUGCUAAAUACUGGGGAGAAAUCAUUUCCCAGCAGUAUAACUUUGACAGAGAUAACAUUGAAGUGGCUUAUCUAAAGACCCUGACCAAGGAUGAUAUUAUACAGUUCUACAAGGUGCUGUUGGCAAUAGAUGCUCCCAGAAGACACAAGGUAUCAGUGCACGUCCUUGCAAGGGAAAUGGAUUCCUGCCCUGUUGUUGGAGAAUUUCCAUGCCAAAAUGAUGUGAACCUGGCACCAGCACCGCCACUACCACAGCCAAGUGUGAUUGAAAACAUGACAGAAUUCAAGCGCAGUCUGCCGCUCUUCCCACUGGUGAAACCACAUAUCAAUUUCAUGGCUGCAAAACUGUGAAGAACCCCACGGGAUGAAGAAAUGCCGAUGAGCAGUACUGACAUGGUUUCAGGGGACUUCGUGAUGAACAAAAUUAUUAAAGAUCAUUAGGAUAAAUGGUUCUGUUCAUGAUGAAAGUCCCAAAUUCCUUCUUGGUUCGUUUGACAUUAGCUGUGUGUUAGGGAUAGAGAGUAUAUAAAAAUCAGUUGUGGUCAUGUGUCAUUUAUAUUACAGACAACCUGUUGAAAAACAAAAUCAACUGAAACAAUAAUAAUAAAAAACUUGUAGAUGCAGUAUAUUUUUUAAAAUAGCAUAUCCCUUCAAAUUUUCAUUUUGAUGAAAUAACCCUCCAGAGCAAACUAAAUUGCUUGAAAUGUGCUUGUUACUUCUGAAGAAUACUGUUUAGUAUCCCAAUAAUUAUCUUAUUGGGGGCUGGAGGGGGUGAGAAAAGUAAGUCCUUUUUGGGAUGGAGUCAACAAUUUUUCUUAAAAAUAGAGACUUCCACAUUUUUUUUAAGUGGCGUGUUGAAUGAUACUUUUUUAAUUGAUCCUUAAUGCAACCAACAUAUUUUCUAUUUUAAGUUUUAUGAAGACCAGUGGGGGGGGAAAAAAGGAAAUUUGACAACACAGUAGUAAGUGAGAGAAUUGUCUUAAUGAGAAUAACUGAAGAUAAGGGCAUGAUUUUAAUCUUUCUAUACAAAUUUGGGGAGAUUUUAUAUUAAAACUAGUAAAAUGCUGGAAACACUUUUAAUAGUGCGUCUUAUUUUUGUUAUCAGAAAUGUUGUCCCAGUCUCUUCAUACUAUCAACAUCUUGUUCAGUUUUUCAGUGUUACUGUGGAUUUUUUCCAUCUACUAUAUCAAAUCCUUUAUUUGCUGUCAUUUUUUGUUUUCAGUUGCACAUGUACUGAUGGAGAACUCAGUCUGGUUUUCCUCAUUUGUUAUGUUAGGUCUCAACCCAGCAAAGCACUCACUAGUGCAAAUAACUUCAAACACACACUGGUUCUUCCUUCAAGAACAGGUGAAUGUCAAAUACGGGCCCUGUAAUGAAUCAGAUACAUCAUUAUCCUGAUACAUGUGUGGGUCCUUCCUGUCCUUCAGGAAGGCACUUGGGACAGUGCAGUGCUGGGUUAGCAGUACUGCAUGUGCUCCAGGUUACAUCACAAAAGACUUGUUCCUACUUCUUGUAAGAAGGCUGCACAAAACUCAGAAGGAUCAAGAAUUAUGCUGAAACACUGUUUGUGUGUGUGUAUAUAUAUAUAUUACAUAAUUUAGUAAAAUGGUAAAACAAUAUAUGGUGUCUAGUCUUCACCAUCUUUACUGACUCCUGACUUCUGCAGAGUGGUCUUGUGCUUGGGACAGCCCCCAGAUAGAAAAAUAUAAGGAACUUAAAGUUCUUCUAUCUCUGCAAUACAUAAAAUAGAUGGUAAUUAUUGAGACAGAGAGAGUAUGCAAAGCACUGAAGAUAUAAAAUCCGCUCAGCAGGAGGUUUAGUGAGAAUUUGCUUCUUAUUAUAAAAGAACCUGAAAUUAAAGCCCUGAUGUGACACACAUGUCUGUGACACAUCAGAAUCCUGGUAUAGUCAACAGGGCUGUUCCUGUAAUUGAGUCAAUGUUCAUUCUUACACUGGCUCUGAAGCCAAAUUAAAUGACAGGGUAAGGGCCUUAAGUUGCAUUUAUCUGAGAGUCUCUUCUAGCUGAACAAAUAUGGUGCUCUUAAAAUUUGUUUUAAAGGUUAACAGCACAUGUUUCAACAUCUUUUUAAUAAAUUUGAUGGUAAUUUGUGAUGUAACCUGUUGCCAAGGAAAGGCACUAGUAUUUUUUUAGCCUGAGAAGAAAAAAAGUUAAAUGUAAUCCAAGCAAAACCAGUGAAGAUGUCUCUGUUCACCCCAUUUUUCAUGGAUCUUUCACAUAAAAUGGGCUUUUUACCUUCUUGCAUUUCACUUUUGUUUAUAGUUUUCCUUUAGUAAAAGUAUUUGUAUUAUAUAUAUUAAAAGUUUUGACAACAUAUAAAAAUAUAUAUUUUGGGAUUUAGUAUUUAAACAUACCACUCGUACAGUGAAUAAAAUGAAAUGGCUUCUAUUGUGUGUAAAAAUAAAUAGAUAUAUAUAUUCAUGGAAGUACUAUCAACUCUUAAUUUUAACAAAUUAUAUAAAUAAAUUGGAAUAGCAGUGUAUUUAACACAAAUCAUGUUUUCCAGCAGAAAAAAUUUAGAACUUCAAAGUUCUGUGACUGGAUGUGGAAACCCAUGUAAUUUUCCAACAACUCUUAAUUGCUUUUAAGUGUUCCUCCAGCAUUUUACAGUUUCUGAGUUUGAUAUAGCAGUAAAUUUUGAUAAACUCAGGCAUACUAAUGGGUUCAUUUUAAUGGAUCCAGAGCUGCAGUGUCUACAAGCAAUAAAGAACUACCUAGAAUACACUGUAAUUCAAUUUUAGUGCUUGUUAAUUAGUUUAUGUAAGAAACCAUAAAUUAUUAUUACAUAACUGUAAUUUUUGCAAGUGCUAUUUUAAGCAGUUGAUGUGGAAUUGGGUGCAUGUGACACAGCCAGUAUGACAGAGUGCUAGAGUUAUUCUGUUUACAAUAAACAAUCUGAAUUUAAUGUUUGGAGUUCUUAAUUUGUUUUAUUUUAAUUUUUUGCAUACUGGUGAUGUUACAUCUGUCAGUCUGUGCAUGUUUUCUAUUACACGUUAACUGUGAUUUUCCGCUCUCCAGUUGGACUAGUUAGGCUGAGUAGCAUUGCUGCAGAAGUGCUUCCAGGCACUUCUAGGGAAGUUUCAGAGGACUUCCCCAUGUGACAUCACACACCUUUUAGCUAGAUCCACCUCUGUUGCUCUCUGAGUGUAUGAAAACUUAAUAAUAUAAAGGUAGAAAUAUUUGCACAAGACAGAAUUUUAAUUAUCAAAUCUGAAGUUGUAAAUAUAGGGAAUUACUGCGGCCAGACUGAAUUGUGCCUAGUGCAGCUUUACAGUGUUGCUUUUGAGGAACUGCUUUCCCUGGUCAUUUUCUUUGUUCUAUGCACACCAAAAGAUUAUGUUUCAAAAGGUUAGGAGUGUGUGAUUGUUAGAGUAGUAAAUAGUGUCAAUUCUGACAGCACAAAGAUACAAGUCAGCAAGCCCUUCUGGUGUUCUGAGGGGGCUCCUUGAAAUAAUAUAUGACAGGUAGCAACAUUAAAAGAGACAGGUUUUGUCCUUGGCAUUGGGAAGAGUGGUUGUCACUCUCAGUGGAGAAAUAAAAUGCCAGCAGCCCACCUGGAAAAUUAUUUGUCCCCAACAUCAGGGCUCUCUCUGCUCCUAGUCAUUAGGGGUUGGUGUAAAUCUUGACUCGUUGACUUUACUGUUUUUUACAAAAAAUCAUACUCUCCAAGUCUAUGUUAACUAUUAUUGUUGGCCAUAAAAAAUGCUUGAGCUUUUUCAGAUUAUUUAAGCGCUUGGAUGUGAGGAGCCCUUAUUGAUAAUGUGUUCCACAGUGUCAUCAUAACAACUGGAGAAAGCAUUACACACCUCUUAAACUUCGUUUAUUAUUAUCUAGCUCUUGUUUUAAAAUAAGAUCAGCAGAAUUUUACCUUUUCUCUCCCACUUAACUGGUUAGUAUGCUUUUGCUAUAGGUCUGCUGUAAAGUGAAAAAUCAUUAUUUUCUACACCUUCAUAUGGUUUUUCCCUAUUUUUUUAGUAUGUGACCACUGAACUGAUAUGGUCAUCCACAGUGACUCCUGGGACGUUCGCUUGAGCUGAUACCUAAUGUGAUAUUGAAAUCCAGCUCUGAAAUACUUUGUUUUCAAGUUGUUUUUUUAUAUUGUUGCUAAUGCAAGGCACCUCUGGGCUAUUUUAAAGUAGAGAUCGGAAAGUGAGGCACCUUUGAUACCUUUCCUGAAAUUUCAGAGGAAGCCUGGCCUAUGUAGAUUCUGCUGAAAGGCUUUUAUUUGAAACAUUUCUAUUUACCGUUCAAAGAAUAUACUCAUAAAGUUACAGUAUGUGCUGUGGGUUGAAAUCUGAAUUGCAGUUCAAAGGAACAAAGUGUGUAAGGCCAAAGGCACAGCAGAAUGUCGCAAUUGAAUCAACUUCUUUGAACUUGAGCAUCUAAACAGAAUUUAAGACUGAAAAUAUUUAUGGCUUCUCAAAUUAAUAUUUCUAAGCCCCCCCAAGGCUGUUAACUGAAAGCACAGCAUUAAAGGAUGUAGGCACAACAGUGCUGAGCAUUUACCACUGCUAAGACUCUCUCUUUAGUGGUACAGUGCAAAAUCCUGAAUUAAAUUCCUUGACUGUGCAUUGGAUGAGGGAAGAUAACACAGCUCCGAGUGCAAGGAAGUGACUAGGCAUAGCCAGUGGGAAACUCCAGUGAGAGGCAUCCAAGUUUAAAUCCUACAUCUUCCUGAGGUUUUGCCACCACCUUACUGUGUGUUAGAUGUGCUUCCUUCUGCUUCAGAUUUCUGUUACAGAUUUUCACUGUCUGCUCAGCUUCCCUUUCAAGAAGGGGAGCAAGGAAUUGUGGUACUUACCUAGUGACUGCCAAAGACAUGUAAAAUUUUACUGGAGCAGCAGCUGGAACUCAGGAGCCCCUUCCCCCCCUUCCCUCCACCCAUACACAGAACUGAGUGUCCUGUGGUAGGUGUGGGCUCAGACACACAUAUACCCUGGUGGUGAAUGCUUACAAAAUUAGAACACAUUCCACAGAAGGGAACGAGAAGGUCCUCAGCCUACAUUAGUAACCUUCUGGGAAGCAGGAAAAGUAGGCUAGGGAAAAUUCUAACAGAAGAUGGAAAUGAGGUUGAUGUUCUGGUAACUUGACUAAGCACUGUGUUGUGGCUUAGAGGAGCAUGUGUUUAUAUGAAGUCUGCUGUAAAGGAUGGAAUCCUGUGAUGGGAGGGAUAGAAGAAGAGCUGCGUGUGAAUUCCAGGGAGAUGUAGGAGACCAAUAACUAAUGCUUUUUAUAUUGUUAAGGCUGAGUAAUUUCAGAGCAUGUGCAAAAAUUGUGUUCUGUGAUAUUGGACAUAGGAAAUGUGGGUGUGUACAAAUGUCAGUGAAAACUGAGCCUGGACUUGGAAGAUGCAAAUUUUGGAUGUGAUGCCUUUUAGUGGACAGAAGUCUUAAAAAUUUCCUGAAUAGCAUUAAAGUGAUGCACCUGAUAAGGCAAUGUUGGAACUAGUUUAUAAAACACCCGAAAUAUGGAAACAUUUCAGUCAUAGUGCUCAAAAAAUGGUUUACGUGGUCUUUCUGAAACUUUCCGACUGGCUUUGGCAUGAAGUAAGUUUAGCAGGACAGGUUUCUACCCGAAUGAUUAUUUGUGCAUGUGUGUUAAAGCCAGGGAAGUUCACAAGAUUAGUGCCCAUCAGCUGUCAAAACAGUUCAACAUCUCACUUUAUCCUGUUGUCAUUACAGUAACUUUGAGCCUACUGAUACUUGUGUAUUCCAAGCCUUCUGCAGCGCCAGGGGAAAAAGUGUUUCUUAUGACCAGUUUCUUAUAACCACUUAUUGCAAGUGAAGUGACUUGUUUUGACUAUGAGAUAUCAGUAUCAUUCACUGGCACAUACCUGUUAUGUGUGAAGCUUCAGGAGUCUGAAAAAAAAAUCUAUGCAAAUAAUUCAGUUCACAGAUUUGAUUAAUACUGAUUUCCAGAUAAAAUCAUAGGAAGAGAAUUGUGACAAUUCUGCAGCACUGAAUGUCUUUUAGUAACACAGGAAUCUGUAUGUAUAACUGGAUCUGUCAUCUCCACAAGCUGAUUGUUUAGUUCUGAUACUCUUUUGUGUCAUCCUCAGAGAUGCCACUGUUCACCUCACGUUGUGUCGUGUCUCUCUGACCAAGGUGAAGUGACCAGAUACUCCCAUUGCCACACCAGCCAAAAGUGUCAUUGGUGUCCCUUUAGCACUGCCACAUACCGUGUGUGGGCUGCAUGUGUGUGCUCUAGGAUAUUUCUGUCUAUGUUUAGAGCUUAUCUUCUAAUUGUAAAUCCAUAAAAUUAUAAAAGAUGGCACCUGCAGUACGUCCAAACCUGAAGGCCCACACUGGGCUGCUGUUGGAGUUCAGCAAAAUGGGAGAUUUAAGCAAGUAAAACUAUUGCAGAAAUAAUUUGAAAACAGGUGCUACUCAACUGCAGCAGGACACUGAUCUGCUGAUGUAUGCACAACAUGAUUCUAUUGCUGUGAAUAAUCUAAUAAAAAUGUACCUUAUGCAGCCUUUUCCUGGAAGCAGGAAGAGUGGAAUACUUGAGUGGAAUAACUCGUAAGCUCUGUGUAACUUGAAGAAUGCAUAUAUAAAGAAUGCUUGUAGUUUGGAUUGUCCACUUGAAUUUAAGUGUCAGUAAUUGUUAAAGAUGUUAUGAAUGUGAAAAUGCAAAAGAUUGUAUUAAGCUCAAUGUAUACAAAGUGUAAGUGUGAGCUGGGGUGCUGGCCCACACUGUGAGCCACCUCAUAGAAAUAGUGUUGAAAUGAAAGAUAAUGCAUAUAAGUUGAAAGCAACCAGUUGCAUGCCAUUUUGCACUUCUUGUCUGAUAAUCAUGUCUGUCUGUCGCGUCAUUGUGUAUAAAUUAUAAAUUCCUGUGAAAAGGG